Molecule: messenger RNA, 1117 nt
Organism: Cuscuta campestris
Lineage: Eukaryota; Viridiplantae; Streptophyta; Magnoliopsida; Solanales; Convolvulaceae
Source: the annotation of a GenBank genome assembly
CGUAAUGUAUGGACUCAUAAAAUCCUUUUAUCCUACGAGGGUUGGAUCACAAGUUUGAUUGCCUUGGGUAAACCAAACAGAACAAAACAUACACAUCAUGUCCCACUUGGAAUUAGGCUUGGGAAAUGUAAGAUGUACGGAAACGUUACCUCUACGCACAAAACUGGAAUGCUGCUUCUAUGAAGAUAAUGACAAAUAAAAAUUUUGUGACUGGUGGUCAUCAAGUGUCAGCUAUUAUUUGUGUUAUGUGGCUGUAAGCCUGUAACUAAUAAAGGGAGCCAAACAAUAUACUCCGCAUUUCAUUAACAUGCAAACUAAAUUUAAUAUGCCCUUUUUGAUAUUUUCUAUUUAUAAUGCUAAUAUAUUCUCAUUGGGAAUGUCCAGUAAUAAGGUAUCACCCUGAAGAAAGCAAAAGGACAAUAAUAAGGUUGGAGCAGUGUGCUCGUUCUUCUAUGCAUAGAGCGAUGAUGUCACAAGGUGCUUUUGCCAUCUUAUAUGGCCGCCAUCUUAGGUCUUUCAUUAAGAAAAGAGAGGUGAUACUUGGAAGAUCCACAGAUGGCAUUGAUGUUGAUAUUGAUUUACGAAAAGAAGGCAAUGCAAACAAAAUAUCUCGACGUCAAGCAAUAAUUAAGAUGGAGGCAGAUGGAUCUUUCUUUUUGAGGAAUAUUGGAAAGAAUUCUAUUACAGUGAACGGCAAAACAGUCGAUAAUGGCAAAAUGCAGUUUCUAAGCUCUAGUUGUCUGAUUGAGAUCAAAGGAAUGGGCUUUGUGUUUGAGGUGAACAAGAAGUAUGUGCGGCAGCACGUGGACACACACAAGGACAAAGCAAAUCUUAGCAAAUUUGAUUGGUCACCUGAUGGGUAGGGCUGAAUUCAGAUGAAAACAAAUUAAAGGUAGCAUCUUUUUUCUUUCCUCAACUAAUCCCCCCCCCCUCCCCCGCGGAUGACUUUUAAAUCCUUCGCCGGGAUUACCCCCACAGCAGGGUGUGUACAUAUAUACAUUAAUGGAUUGGUAGCAUGAAUGUUUAAAUUAGAAAUUAGAUCUAUUNAUUUUACUUUGUUGGUUUAUUCUUGGUUUGGUUAGUGAGAUGAUUAUGGUAAGAAAGGGAGAUUGAAGGU